Messenger RNA from Quercus lobata, 840 nucleotides. Its product is annotated as protein TonB-like. The coding region runs from base 1 to 840 and encodes 279 amino acids. The transcript has 3 exons. Lineage: Eukaryota; Viridiplantae; Streptophyta; Magnoliopsida; Fagales; Fagaceae. The record is from RefSeq and is a predicted model, not a curated record.
AUGAAGACAAGAGAUGAAAGAGUUCGGCUGAUCCAGUGCCUCCCCGACUCUAACAAGGGGUUGAACAAAGAUUUUCUUAUCGUAUCUGGGGAAUGGCACGAUGGCGUUCCCUGCCCAGUGGUGGAAGGAGAGCCAGAUCUGAACGCCUUUCCUCAGCAUUUUCAUCUAGUUAACCGAGCCGACUUGGAGACUGUUCUCAAUACGGCAGAUUUUAUAAAUGAGGAGGACGAGGGCAUUCCAUUGGUAGAUCUUCCUCCUUCUCCUCCAGCGUCAGAAGGUGAGGGCGAGUUCAGUUCGUUCGAGGAGGGAUUUAGGGUUUUUGAACAAGUCAACCCGUCUGAGGAUCCUUCUGGUGACCUAGGGGAUCCAGCCUUGUCCGAGGCAGAAUUGUCAUUAGUGGGCACAUCUUCUCGAACGGGGAUGGGACUCAAGAGGAAGCCCUCAACCAGCUUAAUCGAACUCCUCGAGGGUCAACCAAGGAAGGGUGCGCAGGGAACGCCGCAAUCCAAUGCUCCGUCCCCACCACCUCAGCCCCAGACUAUCCAGACCAAGUCAUCCUCCACAAAGUCACAGCCACAGUCCCCCCGCCCCAAACUUCCUGCUCUUACCCAACCAACUCUGCCUCCUCGGCCAAAAGGUACUGAUUCAAAGAGAAAGAGGAGCCCCAAGGACAAGGAAACCAUGGAUGGGGUAAAAUCCCAACCUUCUAAGGAGAGGGAGGAAGGCCCACGCGCGAAACAAUUGAAGAUUGGGCACCAAAGCAAGGGUAAAGAGACUGAAUCCCAAUCUUCCCAAGGCAAGGGAAAGGGGAUCGAGGCCCAAUCCUUGCCAAAUGCCUAG